CCUGACCAACCUCAAAUAUCAGUUUUUCCACAACACGAUAUAUAUUUAAGAGGGGAGGAUGUCACAAUACACUGCCAUGGUCCUGCUGAUAGAACUGUAAAGCAUUACUGCCUUCUCACAGAUGAAGAUGGGAUUCCAAAACAAUCCAUGUGCCAUAAAUCCUCGUCAUUUCCGUUGUCUAAAUUUGAUGUAUCUAAUCGGAGUACAUUUUCAUGCAUGUAUCAAAAAGAAAAAAUGGGGCGACAUAUUGAUUCAAAUCGCAGUCAGACUUUAAUACUAUUUUUCACAGAUACUCCUGCUCAACCUGAAAUAACUAUAAGCCGGCUUAUAUAUGUAAGAGGGGAGAACAUUACACUGCAGUGCUCUGCUCCAAAUGAUGCUGCUGAAUCUUACUGGUUUUUCAAAGAUGGAAAAAUAAUUAAAGACCGACCCAAAUGUCAAGAAAACUCUACACUUCUGAUGAUUAAUCUAGAUGUAUCUGACAUGGGUGAAUUCUCCUGCAGUUAUAGCAUAGUAGUGAGCAAACGAUUGGUCAAUUCAAGUCAAAGCCAGCCCUUCAAAUUGUUUGUCACUGUUAAGCCCACAAAACCUUCAUUGCUUUUGUCUCCAUUGUAUCCUGUCUACUUUAAAGGAGAAAAUGUUACCAUCACAUGCGCUGCUGAAGGUUAUAAAGUUGUAGGAUACAAGAUUUUUAAACAUGGAAACAUGAAUGAUUCGCUCCCACCAUGUGAAGAAAUAAACAUGUAUCCGAUAUCAGAAUUUAACCUCAACAAGAGUGAGGAGUACUCCUGCAUUUUCUGGGUAAAGAUAUUUGGAACGUGUAUUCCUUCUGCAGUCAGUGAUGUGUACUUAUUAAAAGUGAGAGAUCCCCCAGAACAACCACGGAUGACUCUCAAUCAAAAUUCAACUGCUGUGCUUCAAGGCGAAUCUCUGACUCUAACAUGCUGGAUGUGCAAUGAGUGGGAAUUAAAUAAAGACAGCACGGUCAGACUCAUUUCCCACUCCAAUCACACUUUAAGUAGUUUGAAGCUUACAGACCAAGGCAACUAUUCCUGUCGCUGCAAGCAUAAUAUAAGUGAAAGAAUUAUAUAUUCCUCGUUUAGUAGUACUGUCAGCCUAAUGGUAAUAGAAAUACCAGCAGCACCAUCAGUUGUGCUUUUCCCCAAUCAUACUGUGUUUAUUAGAGGGGAAUCCUUUGAUAUUUAUUGCUCAGUGCCAAAUAAUAUUACUCCUGCAUUCUACCGGUUCUUUGCAAACUACAUCACUAUUUCAACAUUGAUGCAAAAACAUUCACAGGAGCUCAGAGCUGAUAAUACCGCAGCUUUAUCUUACACCUGCAAUUAUGGAAUUCAUACACAUGGAAAGAUGAUUCAGUCCUUGGGAAGUAAACCUCACCCCAUUUGCAUAAUAGAUCAUCCUGCAAAGCCACUGCUAUCAGCGGAAAUAAGUGGUUGGAUGAAAUACAGAGGUACUUUUAUUGCUACCUGUACAGCUCCAGUUAAUCAGUCAGCAACAGCAUUCUACUUCUUCAAGGACGGAGACCUUAUUUAUUCUGCUUAUACAAGUGAUUCAGAAGCAAGCCAGCAAUUCACAUUAAAUGUUGACUUAAAAGGCAGCUCAAGGAAAGGGGAUUACACAUGCACCUAUGGGACAGUGAUAAAGGAACGUUCUGUAAAUUCAUCACAGAGUGAUGCAGUUCCAAUUCCUGCUGCAGAGUCAUUACUGUGGCAUUUGCUGACUGGAUCUGGUUGGUCUUUGUUUAUCGUCUUAUUGAUCCUCAUAUGUUGCCAGAGACGUUCUGCCAAGCAAAAAAGAAAACCUCCUAGGAAAAAUCAUUUUCUGUGGGCAAGCUUAAAGGCAGGGUCGUCUAGUGAUCACAGUGCCAGCAAAGACUGCACCAAAAUCAAAGAUCCAAGCAGCAGCAUCCAAGGAGAAAAUGCGCAGGAGAAUCAUGUGUUGUUGACAAACAUCAGUGAUAUGUCUUCCAUGGACCAAAGUCUUAUCACGCAACCCAGUGAGCUCUCCAGCACUGGUCAAGAUGAAUGUACCACAAAGAAUCAAUUGAAGAUGACAACCUUCACUAGUGAGUCUCUUACAGUCCAAAAUGUCACCGGACAACACAGCAUCCCUGUUGACUUGAACAGCGAUGCCCAAGAUGAAUGUCCCACGGAGAAUCAGUUGAAGAUGACAACCUUCACUGGUGAGUCUCUUACAGUCCAAAAUGUCAUCGCACAGCACAGCAUCCCUGUUGACUUGAACUGCGAUGCCCAAGAUUUGUACUUAAACAACACUGCAAGACCCUCAUCAUUUGCGAAUUCAGAAGAAGACGAAGAUGCAGUGUAUGCAAAUAUAAUUUAUGAAGAAUAAAGAAAAGGAUAUUAUACAUUAAUGAAGAAUAAACAAAACAAUAUUAUAAAACCAGCAAAAAUGCAUUUGAAUUGAAAGUCCAGUUUCUAAAAUGGAUGCAAUGAUAUUCAGUUGUAUGCAACAAAUGUUUAUAACAUAUUAGUGGCUAACAAAUAUUCUAAAAAAAUUGUUAUAUUUGACAGUAACUGGUGAAACAGAUGGCCAUAUGUAAGAUUCCUACAUUUGACUUUGUUAGAAUUUAGCUUUUGCAUGGUAACUGCUGCAGGCUUCAAAUCUUAUAGAUGACAAUUACAAGCAUGAUUCACAGAGGAGCAAACCUCUCUGUGUAGUUUCAAGGGAAUAAAUAAAAGUGACUAUCAAAAACUGUUUUCAAGAAUAUGGCAUCUGUAAAUUGGACUUACUUUCAGAACUGCUGUGAACUUUGGGCUGUUAUAUUUGCCGGAACUUGUAGAAAUCCUCAUCAGACAGCUAGGUGAAAACUACUCAGGUCUGGCCUAGUGUGUAAAGGGUCUAUGUCAAUUAAACGAAUGCUUGAAAUGUCGAGUGACAUAUGGUCAAGACCAUAUGAUCAACAUUUCAAGUGUUUGCAGAUUGACUUUAACGGAGUCGUAGAGUGCAGAAUGGGAGAAUUUCCCUUUUCUGUACUGAAGUGUGGUCUCAGAGUUGGUAUAUUUAAGUAGGGGGGUGUGGGGGGUGCA
Messenger RNA from Protopterus annectens (West African lungfish), 3065 nucleotides. RefSeq names its product platelet endothelial cell adhesion molecule-like. Gene Ontology annotation, biological process: cell surface receptor signaling pathway. NCBI's taxonomy places the organism in Eukaryota, Metazoa, Chordata, Ceratodontiformes, Protopteridae. The transcript is spliced from 13 exons. Gene Ontology annotation, molecular function: transmembrane signaling receptor activity. The record is from RefSeq and is a predicted model, not a curated record. The coding region runs from base 148 to 2367 and encodes 739 amino acids.